Saccostrea echinata is the source of this 1206-nucleotide messenger RNA. RefSeq names its product probable G-protein coupled receptor 139. Bases 1 to 1206 code for a protein of 401 amino acids. The transcript has a single exon. The record is from RefSeq and is a predicted model, not a curated record. Gene Ontology annotation, cellular component: plasma membrane. NCBI's taxonomy places the organism in Eukaryota, Metazoa, Mollusca, Bivalvia, Ostreida, Ostreidae. Gene Ontology annotation, biological process: G protein-coupled receptor signaling pathway. Gene Ontology annotation, molecular function: G protein-coupled receptor activity.
AUGUCAGUGAAUGCGUCCAUUGAAGACAACCUUACCACCCCUCUUUACAAUGAGUCCUCUACUGUUUUGGCUUAUGACUACAACACUAUAUAUUCGACCUUCUGUCCUGGGGCGGUGAAAGUCGACAAAUAUGUCACCCCAUAUACAUAUGUCAUAGGAUUUCCUGGAAACUUAUUUUCUCUCAUCAUUUGGCUUCAACGACGCAUGCGGAACUCCUCUGGAUAUUACCUUGCUGCACUGGCACUUGUGGAUCUUUUGUUUUUGUCACUGCAAGUGAUAUAUGAACUCAAUGAAAAGUGGGAGGUAAAGUGUCUGGAUUUACCAUUUGUUUGUGAAUUUUACCCAAUUAUUUUCUUGACCUCUCAGUAUCUCUCUCCGAUCCUCGUGUUGUCUUUUACUAUUGAGAGAUACAUAAGUAUUUGUCACCCUUUUAAAAGGGAAGCGUGGUGCACAACAAAAAAUGCAAAAAUUGUAAUUAUUUCUACAACCCUUGGUUGUUUAUGCAUUAAUAGCAUUCAAGGCUUCUUUUGGUCUUAUGACUCAGACAACAAAACUUGCCUUCUUCGUCAUUCAGUGAUUGAAAACGGCACUAAAUCAUUCUGGGCAAUAUGGACCUGGUGUGUGGAAGCGUUUGUGUUUCUGGUGGUCCCGUUGUGCAUUCUAUCUUUUAACAUUCUUGUUAUAAAAGAAGCACAAAGACUUUCAAAAUUUGAAAAGAAUACUUUACAUACCCGCACUCAUCGAAAUUCUGCAACGACAGUUAUGUUAUUGGCGGUUUCGUUUUACCAAAUAUUUACAACACUUCCCGUGACAAUCGUUGUAACUUUGUACUAUACUUUUCCCCCAGGUGAUGUUAGUAUUUUACCAACCAUAACCGAUACAUGGAAGGUCCAUUUUCAAUAUUACUGGGCAAAAACCAUAAUUGAAGAAUUAGGUUUAACUCAUUACGCAGGAAACUUUUAUAUUUAUCUUUUAACUGGUAAAGUUUUCAGAAAAGAGUUCAAAAAGCUCAUGCGGCCAUUGAUUGGUGGUCUGAAACUUAACCUUACAAAUACAUUAAAGUAUGAAUAUUCAACUGUCCGAAACGGGGGUGCAAAGCAGAGAAAGGAAGUUACAGAGAACAUGUGCAAUGGAAAUGAAAAUGGACGUCCCACGGAAAGUUCCGAAAGCGAUCCAGUUCUGAGCUUAUCAGAAACACACCUUUGA